AGAGGAGCAGUUUGAUUAUAAAAAAAGAGUGUACAGUCGAGUGGGUGCGUGUACGUGUGUGUGUGUGUUCUUUUCGUCGUCGUCGUCGGCGGCGUCGAAGUGAAGGGGUUGCAUAGAGCUUCCGGUGGAUCGAAACUUAAGAUUGGGGGGGCGUACGAGACUGAAUUUGCCCCCCCAAACCGCACCGAAUCUCUCUCCUUCGCUUUCGCGUUUGACGCGAAAGCAAGCGGAGCCUGCAGCUCUAUCGAGUUCCUUCCAAGUGUUCCUCAUCUUCCGCUCUUCGUGAGAACUACCACGCCGUUCUUUUGUGGGUCGUUUGGACCUACGGCAAAUCCGAGGAUCGAGAAAACGCGAGGCGAAAAAAGGAGGAGGUUUUCUCCCCGACUUUGGUCUAGAGAGGCCUUCGUACUAGACGGUAUAGUAUUUCGUUACUCGGUGGUCACGCGACACCCCCUCGAUGCAGAGCGAGUGAGAGCGAACGCGAGUACCAAGGCAACGUGUUGUGCGCCGGAUAAGCACCGUCGUGCAGUGCCGCGCACGCCCGAUCGAACGCUUUCGUGCAAGUUCGCGCGUGGGCGGUCGAAUCCGUACGCGUUCGUUCUCCUUCGGCUUAACUCGGCCAGGGCUCGGCCGAACUCGCACGGACUCGGCCAACCUCGGCCAACCUCGGGCGCGCUCGUUCCUCCGAACGAGCGGCUGCGACUGCGAACGUUGUCGUGAGUCACGGUCCGGGGUCAGUCCGCCGUACGAUCGUUGCACUGAAUGGAAGGACGCGCGCGCGUGUGUUACUGUGCGAUCACGUGAAAGGAACCGAUACUUUUUUCUUCUCCUUCUUCUAUUUCUACAUUUCUACGUUUUUAUUCGAGUCUUCUAUUCCUUUCCUUCCUCUUUUCACUUCAUCUUUUAAUAUUUAUCUCUUUAACCUCUUCCCUUGUCGUCGCCGCGUCAUCGCUUUGUGUCGUCUUUUAUAUAUCGUCGUUACGUCGUCGUUGUCGUCGUCGUUGUCGCUGUCGCUGUCGUUGUUGUCGUUGUCGUUGUCGUUUUCGCCGUCGUCAUCGUAUCGUCGUUGUCGUCUCUUUAUCUCGAAAGGAAUACAGUGCGAUUGAAGAAAUAAAAAAAGUCGUUGCAACACGGUGUUAUGAAAAGUGUAAUAAGUGUGAAUGUGAAAAAGAUCGGAUAGUAGGAUCAAUUUCUACGUGUUUCUUCGAGGGAUAAUGUUCAGCCUUGUCGACCAGAGGGACGUUUGGCUAAUUCGGAGAGAGACGAGAGUUAGCGAGGAACGCAGGAACGCGUGACAGGGCUGGGCGAGGCUCUUGGAAGAGUCCGCCUCCGCCGGAAGGGCCCUGUAACUCCCUUUGCAGGGAGGAGGAAGCAGCGGAGGAGGAGGAGGAGAAAAAUCGCGACGACCAGGAUCCGAAUAGAUAGUAAAAUAGAAUGGUAGUCUUCCCGGGCGAGGGUGGGGUCGAUGCGGUCGCGGCGGCAUCCGCGAGGACGAUGGGAGGGAUGAUUUUCGGAUCGUCGUCCAACAGACAAAUCCGAGUGUUGUUGGCGAUCCUGGUGAUAUUGGCGCCGCGAUUGCCGAGCGCUCGUUCUACGCCAGCUGACAUAGUGCAAAGGUUUCACGAUAGCAUAGUCGAGCGUAUGAAUCAUUUGGUGGUGGACAAGAACACGGGUCGGGUAUACGUAGGGGCGGUCAAUCGUUUGUAUCAACUCUCGCCGGAUUUGAAUCCAGUGGUGCAGGUUGUGACGGGCCCGCAGGGGGACUCGACCUUUUGCUCGAUGAUCGACUGUCCGCAAGAGACGCUCAAGAAGCCGGUGGACAACGUCAACAAGGCCUUGGUCAUCGACUACACGACGACCCGUCUCAUCUCUUGCGGCAUAUUGUUUCAGGGAAUGUGUACUGUGCGGAAUCUUCACAAUAUAUCGGACGUCGUGCAAGAGGUUCGCGAGGCGGUAGUCGCGAACAAUCCGACGGCCUCGACGGUAGCUUUCAUAGCGCCGGGUCCACCGAACCCCCCGGUUUCUCAGGUUAUGUACGUAGGAGUUACGUUUACUGGGAACUCGCCGUACAGAUCCGAAGUACCUGCCGUUAGUUCGAGGUCCUUGGACAAGGACAAGAUGUUGAACAUCGCGGAAACCGCGGUCACGACCGGUACCAGGAUGUAUGUAAAUUCGCUCUCCCGCGAACGGUACCCCAUCAAUUACAUUUACGGGUUCAGCAGCGGCGGCUUCAGUUACUUUCUCACGACGCAAAUGAAGAACACCGACACCGCGAUUUACAUAUCGAAGCUCGUCCGGGUCUGCCACGACGACGAGCACUAUUAUUCCUACUCGGAGAUACCGAUCAACUGCACCAGCGACGUCAAGAUCUACAAUCUGGUGCAGGCGGCUUACGUCGGUAAAGCCGGCUCCGUUUUAGCCGGCGAUCUCGGCAUAACCGCUCAGGACGACGUCCUCUUCGCCGUUUUCGCGGAGAGCAACGGCACCAGCAGCGACGAACCGAAUCCCCUCUCGGCGCUCUGCGUAUAUUCCCUCAAAGCUAUCAGGAGGAAGUUCAUGACCAAUAUACAGAAAUGCUUUACUGGCGAAGGACAACGCGGAUUGGAGUUUAUCUCGCCGAGUCACAAGUGCAUAUCAACGAAAUUACACACCAUGGGCGAGGAUUUCUGCGGUUUGGACGUGAACACUCCCCUCGGAGGCGAAGAUCCGAUCGCUGCCUUUCCAGUUUUAACUUUCGACACUCUUCUCACGGCAGUAGCCGCUACGUCCACCGGUGAUUACACCGUCGUCUUCCUUGGAACUCACAAGGGCCAUCUAAAAAAGGUGGUGGUGGAGAGUUCGAGUUUAGCCCUGGAGUAUGGCGACCUGGAGAUCGACCCUGAUUCACCCGUGAACCCGGACUUGCUCUUCGACUCGCAACUAAUGCACCUGUACGUACUCACAAGGCAGACAGUCUCGAAGGUCAAAGUGCAGGAGUGUUCGGUUUACAAGACUUGCUGGGAUUGCUUGGGUGCGAAGGAUCCUUACUGUGGUUGGUGUUCGUUGGAGAAUAAGUGCAAUUUACGAAGCGACUGUCAAGAUGCCGCUAAAGAUCCACUUUAUUGGAUACCUUACAAAAGUGGUAGAUGUACUACAAUAACAUCGGUAACACCGGAUCAACUGCAGCGUACAACGGCAAGGACUUUAGAAUUGGUGAUCGAUAAUCUUCCAACUUUAUCGGGCCAAUUUCUUUGCGCUUUCUCGGCAUUGGAUAAAACGUUGAUAACCAAUGCUUCGAGAAAACCAUACGGAGUUAAUUGCACUACCCCGAGAACCGAUCUCUUGCCGUCCAUACCACCUGGGAAACAUCACUUUACUGCUAAACUUUCGGUCCGAAUGACCAAUGGGCCUGAUCUCGUUGCAACCGAUUUCACGUUUUUCGAUUGCAACACUUAUAGUUCUUGCACUCAAUGCGUAUCAUCGGAUUUCCCUUGCGAUUGGUGCGUCGAUGGGCACAGAUGUACUCACGAUACGGCUGAGAAUUGUCGCAACGAUAUACUCGUCACUGGUGUUAACAGAAUGGGCCCAAGUUAUAGAAGUGGACCAGGUUUCUGUCCGACUAUCAAUUCUACGGACUCGCAAGAGAUUCUUGUGUCCUCCGGUAUCAAGAAAGCUAUACGAGUGAAAGUACAUAUCAUAGGGCAAUUCAUCAUUCAAACACGAUUCGUUUGUCAAUUCAAUAUCGAAGGUCGAGUGACCAGCGUAAACGCGAGACUCCUAGCUGACACGAUUUACUGCGAUGAGACAGAAUUUUCCUACACUUCCCGUGCUGCGAAUAUCACCGUACCAUUUGCGGUAAUCUGGGGUGGCUCGAAACCUUUGGAUAAUCCGGACAACAUCCACUUGGUGAUAUACAGAUGUCGCGAUAUGGCGGACAACUGCGGUAUGUGUUUAGCCCUGGCACAGAAAUAUGGCUGCGGAUGGUGUCAGUUUUCGGACAAAUGCGAGGUCAAGGAUCAGUGCGAUCGUGGUACCGGUCCGUGGCUGGAUAGAAAUCAAACUUGUCCAAAUCCGGUGAUACAUUCGUUCGAGCCGCAAAUGGGACCAUGGGAGGGUAACACCAACAUUACGAUACGUGGUAUCAAUCUUGGAAAAGUAUUCACGGACAUCUACACUGGAGUGACGGUCGCGGGAAUAGUGUGCCAACCGUACGAAAAUUUAUACAUCCGUACGAAACAAAUAAUCUGUCGCGUCGAUGGUCCCGGUGACCUAAAAGACAGGCGAGGUCCUGUGAUAGUCAAAAUCGAGGAUUUCACGGGCAAGUCGACGACCGAUUACGAGUUCGUAGAUCCAAAAAUCAUUUCUAUAACACCCAAGUAUGGACCGUUGAGCGGCGGAACUGUAAUCAAAAUAACUGGUCAAUAUAUGAACGCUGGUAGCAAAAUUCGUGCCUACAUCGACAAGCUUCCUUGUUCGAUAAUAAGCACAGAACCUAACGAAGCCCUUUGCGUGACCACUGCCAGCGACAAGAAGAGAAGCGGCAAGUUGAACAUGACCUUUGACGGCGGCCACCGUCUUUACGAUGGUUACUUCGAGUACGUAGAUGAUCCGACGAUCAAAAGCGUCGAGAGUGGGGUGGAGGGUCAGGUAAAGAUACCCAAGGGUAUACCAGCCGGUGGUAUAAAGAUCUCGGUUACUGGAAAAAAUCUAGGCUACAUUCAAAGCCCGCAAAUGUACGUGUAUUACGAUGAAAAGAUGUUCGUGUCGGAAUGCAAAGUGAUCAGUCAGGAAAGUAUGACGUGCAAGUCACCUACGAUUGAAAUCCCUGAAAACGUGAUCUUAGAUGCUGAAAAACCUCAACCCUUGGAAUACGGUUUUAGAAUGGAUAACGUAACCGUUGUACAGAAUCUCACGCAGCACGGUUUCAAUUCAUUCCUUCUCUAUCCGAAUCCGAUUUACGACCCCUUCGACGAGGAGGUGAAGUACUACAAGAGCGAUUACCUCACGAUCAACGGUCAACAUCUGGAUCGAGCUUGUCAAGAGUCCGACGUUAUAGUACAAAUUGGUAAUUCCUUCUGCAACGUAACCUCCUUGUCGAGGCAACAAUUGACCUGUCGACCACCAUUGACCCAACCACCGGCGUUGGACUCCGAAGGACUUCCUAAUAAGCAAGAAUUGCCAGAGGUGAUAGUGAUCGUAGGCGGUACGCUUCGUUAUAACAUUGGAAAGCUCAGUUAUGCUUUGCCAGCUGGCUUGAAUGGUCCGCUAUCAAAGCCAGCCCUCAUCGGUGUCAUAGCUGCGAUCAUAAUACUAGUAUUCGUCUUCAUAGCAUUCCUUAUAGCAUAUAGACGUAAAUCGACGGAGAGUAACAGAGUUUUGAAGAACAUGCAAGAACAAAUGGAUAUUCUAGAGCUUCGCGUAGCCGCCGAAUGUAAGGAAGCCUUUGCCGAAUUACAAACGGAGAUGACUGAUCUGACCGGCGAUUUAACCAGCGGUGGUAUACCCUUCCUCGAUUAUCGCACUUAUGCUAUGAUGAUACUCUUCCCAAGCGACGACAACAGCCCGGUACUUCAAUGGGACAGACCGGAAUUGGUACGCAAAGAGAAAGGUUUACGUUUGUUUGGCCAAUUAAUCAUGAACAAGACCUUUCUUUUACUUUUCGUAAGAACUUUGGAAAGUAAUCGAUACUUUUCGAUGAGGGACAGAGUUAACGUGGCUAGUCUCAUCAUGGUCACGCUUCAAAGCAAGAUGGAAUAUUGCACGGAUAUUUUAAAAACCCUUUUAGCGGAUCUCAUCGAGAAGUGUACGGAGGGAAAGAGCCAUCCGAAAUUGUUUUUGAGAAGAACGGAAAGCGUUGCGGAAAAGAUGUUGUCAGCUUGGUUCACCUUCCUCUUGUACAAAUUUAUGCGCGAAUGUGCUGGCGAGCCCCUCUACGUACUCUUCCGAGCUGUAAAGCAGCAAGUCGACAAAGGUCCGGUCGAUGCCAUCACGUCCGAAGCACGUUACUCCUUGUCCGAAGAGAAAUUGAUCAGGCAGUCUAUCGACUUUAAGCCAAUGACCGUUUACGUCUCCAUAUCGCAACAAACUGCCUACGUUGGUGGAAUCGAUCCAAAUACGGAGAACGUACCUGUUAAGGUUCUCGACUGCGACACGAUAUCUCAAGUUAAAGAGAAGGCAUUGGAUACCAUUUACAGAGCUACGCCUUACAGCCAAAGACCCAGGAAAGAUGAUUUAGAUCUCGAAUGGCGAACCGGAGCAUCUGGCAGACUGAUCCUAUACGACGAGGACACGACGACUAAGACGGAAGGAGAAUGGAAAAAACGAAAUACUUUGAAUCAUUACAGGGUACCAGACUCGGCCUCGUUAAAUUUAGUUUCUAAGCAAUCGUCCAUCUACAAUCUUUCGAUCCUGUCCGAAAAGACGGAUAAAUCUCACAAAUACGAGACGCUGAAUCUCAGUAAAUUCAGUUCGGCGAGUCCGCCACUUUCGCGUGCAACGUCGCCAUUGAAUCAAAAUCAUGACGGCGGUAUGAAGUGUUGGCAUCUGGUGAAACAUCACGAUACGGAUGCACGAAAGGAAGGUGAUCGUGGUAACAAAAUGGUCUCUGAGAUCUAUCUGACGAGGUUACUCGCUACCAAGGGUACUCUCCAGAAAUUCGUAGACGAUCUUUUCGAGACUAUAUUUAGCACCGCCCAUCGAGGAUCGGCGCUUCCUCUUGCUAUUAAAUAUAUGUUCGACUUUAUGGACGACCAAGCGCUUCAACAUGGCAUAUCCGACCCCGAAGUGGUCCACACAUGGAAGAGUAAUUCCUUGCCUCUAAGGUUUUGGGUUAAUCUAAUUAAAAAUCCAAAUUUCAUCUUUGACAUACAUAAAUCGAAUAUAGUCGACUCGUGUUUAUCCGUUGUGGCACAGACCUUUAUGGACAGUUGUUCCACGUCGGAUCAUAGAUUAGGUAAGGACUCCCCGAGUUCGAAAUUACUUUAUGCGAAAGACAUUCCAGUGUACAAAGAGUGGGUAGAACGUUACUACUCGGAUAUCAAAGUCAUGCCAGCCAUAUCUGACCAAGACAUGAACGCUAUGCUUGCCGAAGAAUCGAGGUUACAUACAACGGAAUUCAACACAAAUUGUGCCCUAUACGAACUUUACACAUACGCGGGUAAAUACAACGAACAACUGAUAGUUACUUUGGAGGAAGACGAGUUCUCGCAGAAGCAAAGAUUAGCGUACAAGCUCGAGCAGGUCCACAAUAUAAUGGCAGCGGACAACCCCUGAUGCACCAUGAAUUCGAUGAAACAUACGUCGAAGCCCGCUCGUCAGGAGUUACCUUGUUGAACGCGUUCAAGAUUAGCCGUUCUUGUUCUUUGAACACAGAAAACAAGAAAAAAGAAAGGAAAAUGCGAGAAAGAGAGAGAGAGAGGGAAGUAAAAAACAGUUUAUCAAUAAAGAAGAGGAAGAACUGGCCUACAGUGAGAUCGGAUCGAUCGUGCCUCGAAUUUUCUUCGUGCGAACGACCAUUAAGCUUUUGCGGAAGAAAACUAAACGGGUUUACGAUCGAGAACGUAUCGCGAACUCUACGAAUGCUCAAGUUCAAG
Molecule: messenger RNA, 7571 nt
Organism: Polistes canadensis
Lineage: Eukaryota; Metazoa; Arthropoda; Insecta; Hymenoptera; Vespidae
Gene: PlexA
Product: plexin-A4
Exons: 13
Coding region: 1435-7251 (1938 amino acids)
Biological process (GO): negative regulation of cell adhesion; regulation of cell shape; regulation of cell migration
Cellular component (GO): semaphorin receptor complex
Molecular function (GO): protein binding; semaphorin receptor activity
Source: RefSeq, a predicted model, not a curated record